GUCCCUGGGGGCGGGGCCUGUCCUUUCGCUUCAGGGUUUGCUCGGGCGCCAGCCCCGCCAGCCUCACCUGCGGGUCACGUGGCCCACGCCGCUCGCGGAGCACCUGAGGGCGGAUCCCGAGCGCGGCUUGGCUUUGAAGUGAAUGGGGCUGCGCCUAUGGGCCAGUUUAGCAGCAGCAGCUGCAGGUGGGGAGUACAACGGGGGGAACUCCCACCUGCCAGCGUCUGAGCCCUCGGUUUCGCUGCAUCUGGGUUUAAGUGCGCGAUAAGGACGGGCCUGGACCUUAACUGGAGCGAGGCACGGUUGUGCUGCAGCCCCGCGCCGGGAAAGGCCCGGCACCCCACCGGCCGUGGAGUGAGCGCCGGGCUCCGAGGCCGCCUUCCCGCCUGGGUCACCAGACCGCAGAGGCCCGUCUGGCUCUCAGAGUUGGGCAAAUUCUUGAUCCCUGCGUGCGGGGGGAGAUAUUUUACUUCAAAUAAAGAACAUGGUGAAACUAAUUCACACAUUAGCUGAUCAUAGCGAUGAUGUCAACUGCUGUGCCUUCUCCUCUUCCCUCUUGGCUACUUCCUCCUUGGACAAAACAAUUCGCCUGUACUCCCUAAGCGACUUUACGGAACUGCCACUCUCUCCUUUGAAGUUUCAUACCUAUGCUGUCCACUGCUGCUGUUUCUCCCCUUCGGGACAUAUUUUGGCUUCAUGUUCAACAGAUGGUACCACUGCCCUUUGGAAUACUCAAAAUGGACAGAUGCUGGCAGUGAUGGAACAGCCCAGUGGGAGCCCUGUGAGAGUUUGCCGCUUUUCCCCAGACUCCACCCGUUUGGUAUCAGGGGCAGCUGAUGGAACUGUUGUUUUGUGGAAUGCGCAGUCAUACAAGUUACAUAGAUCUGGUAGUGUUAAGGAUGGCUCCUUGGUGGCCUGUGCAUUUUCUCCUAAUGGAAUUAUCUUUGUCACUGGCUCUUCAUGUGGAGAUUUAACCGUGUGGGAUGAUAAAAUGAGGUGUCUAUAUAGUGAAAAAGCACAUGAUCUUGGAAUUACCUGCUGCGACUUUUCUUCACAGCCAGUUUCUGAUGGAGAACAAGGUGUUCAGUUUUUUCGAUUAGCAUCAUGUGGUCAGGAUUGCCAGAUCAAAAUUUGGGUUGUUUCUUUUACCCAUAUCUUAGGUUUUGAAUUAAAAUACAAAAGUACACUGUAUGGGCAUUGUGCUCCUGUUCUGGCUUGUGCUUUUUCUCAUAAUGGGCAGUUGCUAGUCUCUGGAUCAGUGGAUAAGUCUGUCAUAGUGUAUGAUACUAAUACUGAGAAUAUACUUCACACAUUGACUCAGCAUACCAGGUAUGUCACAACUUGUGCCUUUGCACCCAAUAUUCUUUUACUUGCUACUGGUUCAAUGGACAAAACAGUGAACAUCUGGCAAUUUGAUAUGGAAAGACUUUGCCAAGCAAGGAGCGCAGAAGAUCAUUUGAAGCACUUUACUGAAGAUUGGUCAGAAGAUGACGUCUCAGCGUGGCUUUGUGCACAAGAUUUAAAAGACCUUGUUGAUAUUUUCAAAAUGAAUAACAUUGAUGGAAGAGAACUGUUGAAUCUUACAAAAGAAAGUCUGGCUGAUGAUUUGAAAAUUGAAUCUCUAGGGCUGCGUAAUAAAGUACUGAGGAAAAUUGAAGAGCUCAGGACAAAGGUGAAAACCCUUUCUUCUGAAAUUCCUGAUGAAUUUAUAUGUCCAAUCACUAGGGAGCUUAUGCAAGAUCCUGUCAUUGCAUCAGAUGGCUAUUCAUAUGAAAAGGAAGCAAUAGAAAAUUGGAUAAGCAAAAAGAAACGUACGAGUCCAAUGACAAAUCUUGUUCUUCCUUCAACAGUUCUUACCCCAAAUAGGACUCUGAAAAUGGCCAUCAAUCGAUGGCUAGAGACAUAUCAAAAAUAAAAUUGUUUAUAUUUUCUCAGUGAUCUCAUUUGAAUGAGUUAAAGGUAAUCAGAUGUUAUUAAAAGCAAAACAGGAGAAAGGUAAACUUCUUAAAUUUAGUUACCUAUAAAAAACUACUAAUAUUUUAAAAAUACAUGGGCUAAAUAACACAUCUAAUCUCUUUUCUACUUUUAUUGUGAAAACUGUUUUGUACCUGUAGAGAAAUAAAGUCUUAUUUUGAUUUUAAAUUGCAA
Messenger RNA from Pteropus alecto (black flying fox), 2148 nucleotides. It is a transcript of the gene WDSUB1, whose product is annotated as WD repeat, sterile alpha motif and U-box domain containing 1. Gene Ontology annotation, biological process: protein ubiquitination. The record is from RefSeq and is a predicted model, not a curated record. Gene Ontology annotation, molecular function: protein binding; ubiquitin-protein transferase activity. The transcript is spliced from 11 exons. NCBI's taxonomy places the organism in Eukaryota, Metazoa, Chordata, Mammalia, Chiroptera, Pteropodidae. Bases 485 to 1915 code for a protein of 476 amino acids.